AUGACGGGGAAGUCGGUGUACUCUGCCAGUGACGAGUCGUUGUCGCCGCAGGUGCAGGAGCGCGGCUCACUGCGGACCUCUGGCGACGGCCGGAGCCAGUUCAUCGGCAGCUCCAGCGGCGUCUACUUCGUGAACACGGUACGACGCACCUUUGCCGACGCCGACGUGCGCCUGUCGUCCGUCUUCCAGGACAAAGACAACCCGUCGCCGGAGGAUUGCAUCGUCGCGGAUGAAGACGAUAGUCGCUCCACAACAAGGCGGCCGGGCGAGGACAGCACGGCAGCAUCACGGGCGCCAAGUCCCCGACCGGGCGUCUCUAUUCCGGUGGACCUGGGCCGGCCUCCGCCGCGCGACGUCGCGAGGAAGCUGUUCAUGACCUACUUCCAGACCUGGCACCGAUUCUUUCCCUUCCUCCAUGGGCCCACCUUGGCCAAGGACAUCGAGUCGCUGUACUCGUCGUCGGACGAGGAGCCGUCGUACUCGGCCGCCACACAGGGUGCUCCAGACGGGCUGGCGUUGCCCCUUGCCCGCGUCAUCAUCCUGCAGUGCUUGUUCAAUCUGGCCAGCCUCCAUGGUGACGUCGAGCUACCGGCUGCAUCACGGAUCGGCAAGCCCUCCCGAGUCCUUUCUUGUCUGCUGGGCCUCGCGGCCAAGGGUGACAUCAUCUCGACCCAGGCGCUCUUCGCAGCCCAGCUCCUCCUCGUGGCGCGCAUGUCCCUCCGCACCGCCGUGGUCGUCGCCGGCCUGCUCUCCCGCGCCAUCUUCCUGGCGGGCCUCCACCGUUGUCCUGUCCGGUACCGCGAGCUCUCGGCCGACGACUGCGACAACCGGAAGAGGCUGUUCUGGGGCAUCUACGUCCUCGAUCGGUUCCUCUCGCAGGCCCUCGGGCACCCCUUGGGAGGCGAUCAGGAGACUGGAGGGCCGACCCCGAGCGGCUCGAGCCAACAGCGUGACCGCCAUCUGAUUCUCUUCUGCCAGGUCGAGUACUCUCACCUGCUAGGCAGGGCUUCGGAGCUCUUCCCCAAGUCCAUCCACGUCCGCUCCAUAGAUCCUAGCACGGUGCUCUCCCUCCGGACCGAUAUGAACGCGUGGUCGAACUCGCUGCCGUCCGAACUGCACGACUUCGGCUUCGCCACGGAGGCGGACAAGCCUUCAGAGAACCCGAGCCAGGUCUUCAGCGCGCCGGCCUUUUUCAAUCUCCUGCACAACCAGCUACGCCUCCUGAUCCACCGCCCGUGGCUGUCUCUGGAGCCGUCUACUGCCGAGUUCCAGUCCGCGCUGCAGAUAUGCAUCGGCUCGUCGCGCGAGAUCAUCCUUAAUAUGAGGAAGCAGCGCGGCGCGGGAUAUGCGCUCUUCUAG
Diaporthe citri is the source of this 1359-nucleotide messenger RNA. RefSeq lists its product as uncharacterized. Lineage: Eukaryota; Fungi; Ascomycota; Sordariomycetes; Diaporthales; Diaporthaceae. The record is from RefSeq and is a predicted model, not a curated record. Gene Ontology annotation, molecular function: zinc ion binding; DNA binding. Gene Ontology annotation, biological process: DNA-templated transcription. Bases 1 to 1359 code for a protein of 452 amino acids. The transcript is spliced from 2 exons.